AUGUAAACCAUGAACAAAGACUAAGUUUUCACUUCGACUGCUGAUAUCCAUCAAUUAUACAACUUUGGGAAGGUGUUGGGAGUUGGCUCAUUUGGGAAAGUAUUAUUAGCGAAAAUGAAACAGAACUCUGAAAAACAAUAUGCUAUUAAAGUAAUUGAUAAGAGGAGAGUAAAAGGCAAAGAGGCAUUGCUUGCUAAUGAAAUAUUCGUCUUACAAUAACUUGAUCACCCUAAUAUCAUUAAAUUUUAUGAAGUUUAUUAGAGUCCUCUAUAUUUCUAUAUUUGUAUGGAUUAUUGUUAAGGAGGCGAGCUCGUUGAGAGGAUAGCCAAAUAAUAAUCAACUCUAUCUGAAGGUUAAGUCUAGACUAUCUUAUAAAAAAUUUGUUCAGCCAUUGUUUACAUCCAUGAUUUAGGUUUGGUACAUCGUGAUAUAAAGCCUGAGAAUAUUAUGUUUAGUGAAAAGGAUAUCUAUUCGGAACCAAAGUUGAUAGAUUUUGGAUUGGCAAACAAGUAUGACACUACUCACAUAAAACGGUUGAAGACAUUUGUUGGAACACCUCUCUACUUACCGCCUGAAGUAAUUGAUGGUGAAUAUGAUGAAAAAUGUGAUGUAUGGAGUUUAGGAGUUAUGCUAUUUAGUUUGUUAUGUGGCUAUCCACCUUUCUAUGGCAAAAACAGAGCCUAAUUGUAUGAAAAUAUCAAAACACAAACUCUUGUAUUUGAUAGACGUCAUUGGAGAAAUAUCAGUGAAUAAGCAAAAGAUCUAAUUUAAAAAAUGCUCAUGAAAACACCAAAAAAACGAUUGUCGGCCAGAGAAUGUCUCAAACAUGCUUGGUUCGAAAUGCAAUUUUAGAAUGUAAAAGUUCAUAGAGAAAAGAGUUAAUAACUAUUAACUUAGACUCAUGAAGAUAAUAGAACUAUUUAUUAAAUGCUCAAAAUGUUUAGAGGAGGAGCCAAAUUUAAAAAAGAAGUUACUAAAGUUCUCGUUAACUAAAUGAAUGAGAAGGAAUUACACCAUCUCAAACAGGUCUUCCAAAAAAUAGAUGUUGACAAUUCUGGAACCAUCACCAUUGAAGAAUUAAGGGAAGCACUCUAAUAAGAGGGAUCUCCUGCUUCCUUGGAAGAAAUAGAAUAAAUCAUCUAAACCAUAGUAUUGGAAGAAGAUGAAGGGGAGAGCAACAACUUGGAAAUGGACAAAGAACCUUCCCCUCUUGUUAUCAAAUACACUGACUUUUUGGCUGCCUGCAUUGAUGAAAGGAAGGUCUUGACCAGAGAAAAAUUAUGGUCACUGUUUAAGUAUUUUGAUACUUUGAAUGUCAAUUAUAUAACCAAAGAGGAUAUUAAGGAGGCCUUGGCUAGACAUGGAAGACAGAUGUCAGAUGAGAAAAUCGAUUAGAUGAUUCAGGAAAUUGAUCCUAAUCAUGAUAAUAAGAUCAGCUUUGAUGAGUUCUUAUAAAUGAUGGGGGUUGCAGGCAUUGAGCAAACUAUGAAUAUUAGAGAUGAAGUCAAAGAAAUUGAGAUAUAAAGUUGA
This is a messenger RNA of Paramecium tetraurelia, 1530 nucleotides long. RefSeq lists its product as uncharacterized. The record is from RefSeq and is a predicted model, not a curated record. Gene Ontology annotation, molecular function: ATP binding; calcium-dependent protein serine/threonine kinase activity; calcium ion binding. Gene Ontology annotation, cellular component: nucleus; cytoplasm. Gene Ontology annotation, biological process: peptidyl-serine phosphorylation; intracellular signal transduction; protein autophosphorylation. NCBI's taxonomy places the organism in Eukaryota, Ciliophora, Oligohymenophorea, Peniculida, Parameciidae. The transcript has 6 exons.